AUGUAUCUAUCUCAACAUCUCUCCUCUCUCUCAACAACUCUCUCUCUCUCUCAACAACUCUCUCUCUCUCUCUCAACAUCUCUCUCUCUCUCUAAACAUCUCUCUCUCCGCAGGCCCCGCUUCCACGCGUCAAGCGGCGAGCUUGCCCUCGGGGUGUUUCUGUUGGGUCUGUUGUUCUUGUUCUACUUGAUCCCGGGACCGGCGCCGUCGGCGCCCUCGAGUAACCCGGAAGCAGAGCGGUGGUCGGUGCGCGGUCGAGCCGUAUCGGAGGAACUUCACAUGGUCUGGGCACCGCCCCGGGCGACUCACAGCAAGGACGCCUGUCCACGUUUGCCACCGGCCGCCUGCACCGAACUGGCCAAGAACUUCAGCUUGGUGGUCCCCUCUUUUAUCGCGUCUGCCGACGCCACCGCCACCUGGCUGCGACACACGCUAGAGCGCCUAGGUCACAGCCUGGUCACCCAGGAGCGGUAUUGCCCGGCCGAAGUCAUUUUUGUGGUGGCCGGCGUUGACACGAACGAACAAGCCAAUACUGUGCGCGAUUGCCUCACACGCACCUUGACUGCCAGUCGCCUCCCCUCGGCCCUCACGGUCCUCACGCGCCCCGGAGUUCACUAUGCCGGCGCCAAUCGCAACCUGGGCGUCAACCACGCCACUCGCCGCUUUGUCAUGCUUUCCGAUGACGAUGAUUCAUGGCACCCCCGCCGAACGCUCUACCUGGUAAACGCGGUCACCUCCGACACCAUCCUGCUCACGCACAACUUCUACAUCACCCGCCGCAACCUGCAGUGGACCCCCCUUACCUGGGACAUCAAUGCACCACCCGCCUACAUCACUCGGGCCAACACCGAGGUGGCCUUGCGUCCUGCCUGUGCCGAGCCGCGCUGCGCCUUUGUGCACCACGGGUAUCCCACGGUGCGCCGGGAUGCUUGGCAUUGGACGCCGGCCCGGGAAGACUUGGCACGGGGUCAGGAUGUCGACUUUCUUCUUCGCCUCUACCAUUACUGUGAAACGCAUCUACCCUCGGGGACCGAGUUUUACCGCCACAUCAACGCCUCCCUCCUCGUCUACUACUACGACUGGAAGCAUCCAGCCUUUUAUGUCGAAGAGCCUCUGGCUUAA
Molecule: messenger RNA, 1122 nt
Organism: Monosiga brevicollis MX1
Lineage: Eukaryota; Choanoflagellata; Craspedida; Salpingoecidae
Exons: 3
Coding region: 1-1122 (373 amino acids)
Source: RefSeq, a predicted model, not a curated record